Orbicella faveolata is the source of this 2063-nucleotide messenger RNA. RefSeq names its product cilia- and flagella-associated protein 45-like. NCBI's taxonomy places the organism in Eukaryota, Metazoa, Cnidaria, Anthozoa, Scleractinia, Merulinidae. The record is from RefSeq and is a predicted model, not a curated record.
GCAAUAUUUCUUCGCAUUGCAACGAGCGACUCGCCAUAUUGAUUUCACAUCCCAACAACGAAAUAAUAUUCAGCGCGUAAAAGAUUGAUUCAAGAUGCCAAACAGCACUGUUGGGUCGGUAGAAUCAGCCGGAUCUAAUGUAUCUAGAAAAUCAUGGACCAGACAAUAUCAUACUGUAAACAAGACUUCCACAGUGGAUGAAUCGUUAUUUGCCUCACCAAAGAAGACAAGACCUGGAGAAGAGAAUGCUUUUGCUGAAGCGCUGUCUGAGAGAUCCCGCAGGCGCAGUAGUGGUAAAAACUCGCCAGGUAAAUCUCAAGAACCAGAAAUGAUUCAGGUGAUCACAAAGGAUUUGAUCCGAAGACUAAGGGUUCCAAAGGAAGACCCUUCUGGAAGGACUAUAAUAUUAGAAGCUGGGGAAUUUCAACGAAUCAAGUCUGCCUCCCACGUUCCUACACAAACAGAAAGAGAAGCCGCUAUAGAAGAAUUGAAACAAAGGAAAGAAGCACUACAGAAUGCUUCAGAGGAACGUAAGAACUUUAUGCAGACCAUGGAGCUGAAACGAAAAGAGAAUGCUAAACCUUCUGACCUUGAACAGGAGGCCAUGAAGGAGAGUGGUACAUUACUAGAAAAGGCUAAUGAACAAAUGGAGGAACAAGAAGACGAAAUAAAGAAGCUGAAUGAGCUCAUUUUGAAUGCCAAGUGUCAUGCAAUCCGUGAUGCACAGCUCAUUGAAAAGGUUGAGAUCAAGAAGGAGCAGCUAGAGGAAGAAAAGCGACUUGAUGAAAUGAUGGAGGUGGAGCGACUCAAAGCUCUCAAAGAGUAUGAAGAGCGUGAGAAAGUAGCUCACUUUGAAAGGCUCAAAGGUGCCAAAGUUAUACAGCUACAGAUCACUGACAAUGAACAGAGUAGACUCCUGGAUGAGGAAAGGAAGGAUCAAGAAACUAAGGCAAUGUUGCAAUAUCUGGAAAAAUUGCAACAAGAGGAUAUGGAGAACUUAAUCAAAAAGAGAGAGACUCAAAGAGCUUUAAUGGUAGAUGUUGCUAAAGCAAAUGAGGAAAUCGCGCUGCUGAAGGAUCGCAAGGUAGAGCAGGAGAAACUUGAGGAAAUUAAGGUCAUGGAGUAUCUGAAACAGAAAGCGGAAAGAGAGGAGGCCUACCAGCGUGAACUAGAAAUUGCUAGAGUGGAAAAAGAGAAAGAAAUUGCACGUCUUCGUGCACAGCAAGAGAGAGCUAAAGACAAACAAGCAGAAAAGGAUGCUCUUAGAGCCAAAAGAAAUCAAGAGGAAGCUGAACGGGAAUGGAGAAAGAAAGAAAAAGAAGAGGCAGAGAAAAAGAAAAGGACAGAAGAGAUGUUGAGAGCUGCACGGGAAGACCAAGUGAAGAAUAAGGAACACUUCUUGGCUGUACAGGCUGCGAGAGACAGGGCUGAGUUUGAAAGAGUGUUAAAGGUACAAGAAGAACAGACGUUGAAAGACGAAGACGCUGACCGAAUCGAAGGUAUCCGUCGCCAUCAGCAUGCAGAAGAAGUGCGUCAACAAAUACGUGAAAAAGAGAAAGAACGCAUUAAGGCGACGAACGCUUUCUUUGAGGAAGGAAUCAAGCUGGACCAAGAAGCUAAAGCUAGGCGACAGAAAUUAGACGAAAUCAAAAGACGAAAACUUCAGGAGCUGAGAGAAGCUGGUGUUCCCGACAAGUACUGCAACGAGGUCGCGCGCAGAAUCGAGGCUCCGCCACCUUCAUUAUCCCGGAUGUACUGAAAAGACUUGAAAUAUUUCUCGAAUUCAAAGAAAGCGAAAAUGUUAGUCUUUGAAGAACAUAUAACGAUGACAGGGACUUUAUAUCGCUCUGAGUGUUAAAGACGUAAGAUAUCUUUGACAAUUGUCUUUAGGUUGCAAGGGACGGGGGAUUUGACAGUUUGGUGACAGCGAGCAAGUAAUUUAUUACCUUACUUGGUCGCUUAUAUCGUACAAUGUAAAUAUUUCAUUUUUUGAGAAGCUGUAUUUCACACCACAUCUACAAAGAGUAAUCUAUCAGACGAAUAAAAUGAAAAGUGUGAUAAAA